Messenger RNA from Daphnia magna, 1195 nucleotides. Its product is annotated as TBC1 domain family member 31. The transcript has 6 exons. NCBI's taxonomy places the organism in Eukaryota, Metazoa, Arthropoda, Branchiopoda, Diplostraca, Daphniidae. The record is from RefSeq and is a predicted model, not a curated record. The coding region runs from base 1 to 1023 and encodes 340 amino acids.
AUGUUAUCUGGAAGAAUGGCAUAUUUUACCAAUCCAGCUAUUUCAAGAGAGUCUUUGAAAAUUAUUUUAGGUAAUUUUGAGGUAAUUCCAGAAGAUCAUAGACUGAAAUUAUGGAUGACUGCCAUACUCCAAUUGCCCAACAACAAGACCCAGUAUUUGAAGUUGAGAAAAGCAGGGCAGAAAUUAGAUUCCAGCGUGAAGUUACUAGAAGAUGACAAAAUUGGAAAUGAAGCAAAAGUUUGCAAUCAAGUACUUAAAAGCUUGUUUGCACAUUGUUCAUCACUUAGGCAGUUCAAUCACUUUAACUUGGCUGAUUUUGUGGAACCUUUUUCUGGUCUUUUAGUAUCUCAUGAAUUAAUAUAUUUUGAGGUCAUGCUAACAAUUCUUGUGAAUUGGUGCCAACAUUGGUUUGAUCAUAUCCCUUUACCACCUUACACACUCUUGUCAAUGCUGGAUAUUAUAUUCCUAAAAAACCAUCCUGAGCUUUAUAAACAUCUUUCAAAUCUAGGUAUCAGAGCUAUUGACUAUGCUUGGAGAUGGCUGAGUACUUCUUUCAAAACUAUAGUUGAUCCUCAGGAAUGGCUAAUAGUUUGGGAUCACAUAUUGGUCAAUGAACCCAAUUUUAUGUAUUUCAUUCCUUUGGCUGCUUGCAAACUUCAAAGUAGAGACCUAAUGGAGCUUUCAACCCACAGUGAAAUAAUGGAAAUGCUUCACAGCACAAUACCUCUUGAUGCAAAUUCCUUAUUGAAAGAAGCCUACAAAAUGUGUGAUGCAACACCUGUGGAACUACAGCUCAGUCAAAUGCAUCAUUUUCAUCCAUUGAUUCCUGGUUACUAUCCAACAUUGAAUCCCACUGAUUUGAUCACCUUUCAUUCAACAGAAAAUAGUGACCUGGGCAAUCUUAAUCAACUUCUUGAAAAAGUUCAAGAAACGGCAGCUGAGGUGGAAAACGUCAUCAAGGACGGUAUGGCAUUACGAAGAUGGAUUAUGAAUCAACAAGAUAAGCUGUUCAUUCUACCUUAAUUUUGUUAAAAAAGUUGAUGGAUUGUAAAAAAAAAAAUCCUCACUUUUGAAUUCAAAGGCUCACUUUAUCUGACUGUCUGUAACCAGCUUGAAAAGCUGUACUUUUGUUCAUAUCUAUCAAACGCAUUAUCCAAAUUAAAUUGUAAAUAAAUAAAAAAUCGCAAUUAAAAAA